Molecule: messenger RNA, 570 nt
Organism: Encephalitozoon hellem ATCC 50504
Lineage: Eukaryota; Fungi; Microsporidia; Unikaryonidae
Product: 40S ribosomal protein S5
Exons: 1
Coding region: 1-570 (189 amino acids)
Biological process (GO): translation; ribosomal small subunit assembly
Cellular component (GO): ribosome; cytosolic small ribosomal subunit
Molecular function (GO): mRNA binding; rRNA binding; structural constituent of ribosome
Source: RefSeq, a predicted model, not a curated record
AUGACCGAGAUAAAGCUAUUCGAGAAGUAUAGCUACGAGGACGUCAAGGUAGACAACAUAUCGCUAAGGCCAUAUAUAAACCUGUCUCGGCACGGAAUAGUUCCGCAUGCAGCCACGACCAUCACCAAGGGAACCACGGGGAAGGCCAGAAUCCCGAUCGCAGAAAGAUUUGUAUGCUCUCUUAUGAGGCACGGGAGAAACAGCGGGAAAAAAAGGCUUGCGAUCAAUAUAUUUGAAGACGCUUGCUUCAUAAUCCACUCCAUGACAAAGAAAAACCCGCUUCAGGUUCUUGUGGACGCCAUAGUCAACUCGGGGCCUCGAGAAGACACAGCAAGAAUUGGAAGGGCAGGGUCGAUGAGAAGAACGUCUGUGGACGUCUCCCCCCUAAAGAGAAUAAGUAUAGCAAUAGCUAAUCUUUCUGCCGGAAUUAGGAGCGCAUCCUUUAGAAACAGAAUAACAUUAGCAGAAGCAAUUGCUAAUGAAUUAAUUGCAGCCUCAACAAGCUCACAGAACUCUUAUGCAGUUAACAAGAAAAAAGAGAUCGAGAGAAUAGCCCAGUCUAAUCGUUAA